This is a messenger RNA of Vitrella brassicaformis, 2596 nucleotides long. Lineage: Eukaryota; Vitrellaceae. The record is from the annotation of a GenBank genome assembly.
CCCACCCCUCGCCCCUCGCCUGUUGCAGAUUGACUGAUUGACUGCUGAUUCUCUGAUUGAUUGAGGCGGUGGUUUGCGCUAUGAAGGUGACGGCGAGCCUCAUUGUGCGGUUUUCCCUCUUCCUCAUCGUCUACUGCGCCCAGCCUCUCGUUCUCGACAUGCUCAAGUUCCAAGGCGCAGCCAGUGUGAGUGAGCAGGGGCAUAUGCACAGGCUGCAGAUCUGAAGGCUCCCCAUGUGCAUGUGUCUGUGUCUGUGUGUGUUGAUUUGUGUUGUGCAGCCCUCCACCUUCUUGUAUCUGUUGCCGCAUUACUUGGCUAUGGUGCCGGUGGGAUUCUUCCCGACAGAGAAGAAAUUCAGGUCAGCGCGAGUAUGGGACUCCGAGGCAGUUAGGCAGACAGGGAGGCAGAAAUGGCACAUCGUGGAUCUGCCGCUGUUGCUGUGGCUGUUGUGUAUGAAUGUGUGUGUGGUUCCAGUGAGUGCAAUUGGUGGAAGGCGGCUGUCGUCAGUUUUCUCGAUGUGCUCCACCAGCUCGCCGAGAAAGGUGCAGAAGAAUGAUUACUAGACAGAUUGACACACUGCAUAGCAUAGCGUACUUGCCUGUGUGUGUGUGUCUGUGUAUGUGUGCAUGUCUGUGCCAGCUGGUUUGGUGUACGCCGGUUCAGCCGUGUACAUAGUCAUCGGCAGCAGCUCCAUCGUCUGGACGGCCGUCCUCUCGGUGCUCAUACUCAAAAGGUCUUACACAACCGCACAGGUACCUACCUAUUUACACACACACCCACGCAGGCCAGUGCAACAGAGCCCUACUUGUGAGUGAGACCCACUAUGUUCUUUGUGUGUGUCUGUGUACUGCGUGUCGUCUCAGUGGUGCGGCAUCCUGUUAAUCUGUGUGGGUUUGUGCAGCCGUGCGCUGACGCUCAAUUUCAGCAUCGAGGAUGAGGAGUUCUUCGGAGUGCUGCUCGUCCUGCCGUCAGCCAUACUGGUGGGUGAGCGGUGAAAGGAUGGGUGUGGACAGGACAUGGCGUGUCUGUCUGGUGUGGUGUGGUCUGAUGAAUGGCUGGCUGUAUGUAUGGCUGUAUGUAUGUGUGGUUAGCAUGCGUUGUCGUUUGUGGUGUAUGAGAAGUACCUCCAUGGAGCUGACGCGAUUCCGGGGACCAAACUGACCGGACUCAUGGGGUAAGCGCCAGCUGGGUAAUGGGGCGGGCAGCUGCAUGGUAUCCAACGGUCGAGCUGUCUCUCUCUGUAUGUAUGUGUGUGUGUCAUGGGUCUUAGGAUAAUGUGUGCGGCGGUGCUGUUGGUGUGGACAGGGGUGUGGACGGUCCCGCGGUUCGACACCCUCGUCAUCGCAAACAUCAAAGACAAAGGCGGAAGCAUAUCGGUCAGUCAGUCAGGGAUACAUCCACAGCACAUUGAGCUUACUUACUGUCUGUGUGUGUGUGUGUGUGUGUGUAGGUGAUAGUGUUGGGUUUCAUCUUGUUGUAUUUUGUGUGCUUCAUCCGAGCGAGUGUGCUGUGGUGGAUCAUCAAGUCACUCGGGGCAGUCUCGGCCGGCAUUCUAAAGGCAAGCAAGAACAACACCACCACCCCACACACGGCUGUCUGUCUGUCUGUCUGUCCGUAUGUCUGUCUGUGUGCAGGGCAUCCGCACGGCCACCGUGUUCAUUAUGGGACACGUGUUGUUUUGUCACCUGCAGCCAUCGCAGUGCCUCACGCCGCCCAAGGCACUCGCUGCAUCCAUCGUACGCUCUUCUUGAUGCGAUGCCAACCAAUCUUUCGGCACACCCACAUGGAUGUGUGUGUGUGUGUGUGUCAGUGUGUGCUGGGCGUCAUAGUCUAUUCUGUGUCGACCAUCAGCGAGAAACAGAGGGAAGAUGAGCAUAAGCCGAGCAGCAAAGACGCAAUCAAGGUGAGAGCCCACGAACACGCACACUCCAUCACACACAGACUCCGCCACCUGUUCCAUCCCUCCCUCUCUGUGUGUGUGUGUGUGAAGGAACGUCUGAUCGAGUCAGCUGAGGCGGGCCGGACACUGCCCGCCCCAUCGGACAACAACAGCACCCCGUCGGCCAAGAAGUGGAAAGCCACACCCUUGGGCGGCUCAUUCGCCAACCUCUGAUAUAUGACCUGGGGGGGCUGGGGAGGGGAGGGGAGGGGAGGGGGAAGUAGCUGCGCUGCGCUGCGCUGCGUGUGUGAGUGUUUGUUGGUGUAGAUAUUGACACAGCCGGCCGGCCACGCACUCGCUUAAUUGUGUGUAGAGAGAGGAGACAGACAGACAGACAGACGCCUGAGAGAUGGAUGGGAGCGUAUUGGUUUCGGUCAGCCAAGGCAGCAGCAACUGGGAGGGCGUUUUAAUGCCUCUGACUGAUUAGUGAGUGACCGAUCGGAUCGAUCGCAGUGCACAGACAUUCUCAGUGGUGACUGACGUUCGUUGUCCAUUCAAUGGUGACUGACUGACAGGCAGACAGGCACACGUCCAAACGUCCAACCAAACAAGAGAAUUCGCGACAUCCAUCCAUCCAUCCAUCCAUCGGCCCAUAGCCAUAUAGUCCACACACACGCACACUGUCUCAGUGUGUGUGUAUGCAUGCAGUCAGUGAAU